Trichosurus vulpecula (common brushtail) is the source of this 2673-nucleotide messenger RNA. It is a transcript of the gene SIMC1, whose product is annotated as SUMO interacting motifs containing 1. The record is from RefSeq and is a predicted model, not a curated record. NCBI's taxonomy places the organism in Eukaryota, Metazoa, Chordata, Mammalia, Diprotodontia, Phalangeridae. The transcript is spliced from 10 exons. The coding region runs from base 138 to 2597 and encodes 819 amino acids.
AGAGGAUCCUGGGAGGCCCGGAGCCCGAGAAGCCCAGAGCCCAGCAGGUUUUCGGGCGCUAAGAAGCCCCGCCCCUGCUCUCCCGGUCCUCCACAGCCUCGGGGCCCAGUACGAGCCGGGGCCCUACCCAAGGGCCCAUGACUCGCGCCGCGCCUCCCUCGCCGCUUCGGAGCGCUCACCGCGCCCCUUCUCGUCGUCCUCGGCCCUGGCUCCAGCUGCAGCGGAAGUUCGGACAGGGAUAUGAGCGGGAAGAGGCUGAGACAAGCCGGGAUGACCGCCGCCGCAGCCCGACGCGCUCGGGAGUGGGGCCCUUCGCUUCCUGGAGCGCCUCAGAAGCCGAUCCCAUGACGGAGCCCAUUGUGAUUUCAGAUGACAGCGAUGACGAGCCUCGUAGCCCCGUCAGAGGCCCCGGCGCUGGCCGAGCCUGCAGAUCCCGGCGGACCCGCACCCGAGGCGGACACCGGACCCGAAGCGGACGCCGGACCCGAAGCGGACGCCGGACCCGAAGCGGACGCCGGACCCGAGGAGCCGAAUCCGUGUGCAGUUCCCACGUCGUGGUUGAUUUUAUCGACUUAACCAAAGACGCUGACCCAGUAGUGAAGACCCCCGAUGGACUCAGCUUCAUCGAUCUGACAGAGGUGGAGGAGGAGGAGGAGAGUCUCUUUAACUCUGUUUAUGCGUGUGAGAACAGUAUGAACCUAGAUCUGGACCCCAUCUCUUGUUCCCCAAAGAAGAAUUCCCGUUCUGUGGCAGGAGCCAGCUGCCUCGUCAAAUGUGAGGUAGCGCAGCAGACUGACAAAGACUCUCAGUUCCUGGAGAAGGAAGUAUGUGACAGUCUAAGUUCUGCUCAGGAACUAAUUCAGGACGCUGAAUUUAAAGAUUGCCUCUCUCCAGUAUCCAGUGGUGAGGAUUCUGUGUGUAGCUCAGAGCAGAACUGUAGUACAACUACCUUCAAUAGUGAUCUGGGCUCUUUGGCAAGUUUACAGAUCUCUUCAGAUGUUUUCUCACUCUCUCCAGAUAGCAGCAGCAGUGACAGUAAUACCCAAAAUGCAUCAGUGCCCUGUUUCCUGGAAGGCUUUCCUGACUCGUGCCCUAGUGACUGGCAGAAUAAGAAUAACUCUCCUGAUAGCGCUAGUCUGUGCCAGAAAGACUUCUCUCACCUUCCACAGUGUUUCUCCACAGAGCAGGUUCCCUGGGUUUCUGCCCUGGAGACCCAAGACAAGGCAGAGAAGCCCAUGCCAGUGGCUGCUACCCCAGAGCCUGUGGUAGAUUUACCCAGGAAACCCUGUCUGCACAGAUUAAGAUAUUUCUUUAGACCUCCAGUGCAUCACCUCUUCUUCCAAGCACUAAUACAAGACAAAGACGUCACAGAGAACAAGGAACAAAAGAGAGAACCCAUUCCCCAGCGAAGACUGCGAAUGGUGUUCAGCACCAUUGAAGAAAACGUCCCACAAGAGACUUUGCAAUUCCUCAUGGAUUUUGUGUCCCCCCAACAUUACCCACCAAAGGAGAUUGUGUCCCAUGUCAUCAAGGAUAUCCUACUAGGGUCUGGAAGUAUGGCUGUCAUGAAAGAGGCCUACAUGCUUCUAAUGAAAAUUCAACAGCUACAUCCAGCCAGUGUUACCUCUGUGGAGUGGGACUGGAAGCUGCUCACUUAUGUGAUGGAAAAACAGGAGGAAGAGCUGCCUGGCCGAAUGCUCUUUCUGCGCUAUGCAGUGCAGACCCUGGAGGAUGAUUUUCAGCAGGUCCUGAGGCGGCAACAGCAUCACCUGCAACAAUCCAUUGCAAGUACUAUGCUUUCCUGUGAUAAGCAGCCCCAUCAUAUCAGGGAUAUCAUCCACUGGCUGGUUGGAGCUGUGACUGGGGAUGGGUUUGAUAAGAAGGAAGGCCAUCAACAAUCCUUUUUGGGAAUCCCCCAGGACAAGAGCAGCAACCACCUCCACCCACCUGAAAACCCUGGAAGGAGCAAAAGUCAAUUGGUAAUUUUACAUCUCCAGAGGAUGCUGUCUCUAGCUGUUGAAGUGGACAGGACCCCAACCUGCACCUCAAAUAAAAUUGCAGAGAUGAUGUUUGGAUUUGUGCUGACCAUUCCUGAAAGGAGCCAAAGGGAAAUCUUCUUUGCAACAAUGGAGAGUCACCUCUUGCGCUGCAAAGUACUAGAGGUUUUAUUCCUCCACAGCUGUGAAAAGCCUACUUCCCUACCACUCUCUCUUGCCCAGACCCUCUAUUUCCUCAACCAUUCAACAUCACUGCUCAAGAAUCAGUCUGAUACAAGCCAGUGGCAGAGUUGGGAUGAGCUGGUUGAACAUCUGCAAUUUCUCUUAUCUAGUUAUCAGCAUGUGUUAACAGAGCACUUGAGGACUUCAGUCAUUGAAAGGAAGGAUCUACUUAUCAAGAAGAUUAUGCCCCAUCUACAGGAUGGUGAUGAUAUCACUUCACUGGAUGUGGAAGUGGAGUUCAAGGCUUUCCAAGUUCGACUAGCCCGAGAGCUUGGAGAACCCUUAGUGCCCCAGCUCCAGGAGAAGGUAUUCAUGCUCAAACUACUCCUCCUCUGUGCAACCAACAAGAGCUUCAUGCCAGAAGACGGGUUCCAGUAGAACGAUGGCUGAGAACAAUCAACUUCCAAAGUCAACAUAACUAAUUACUGUAGUGGAUUUUGCCCAAAAAAAAAAA